AUGGCAACAAAGAUGAAACAAAAAUAUGAUAAAUAUUGGGGAGCUGUAGAUAAGAUGAACAAGUUAUUGUAUAUAGCUGCCGUGUUAGAUCCAAGGCUGAAGUUGCAGUUUAUUGGUUUCACACUGAAGUGGAUGUAUGAUGAUGAGAAAGCAGUUUCUGCUUUGACAGAAGACGUUGAGCUUGCUACUUACGAGUUAUAUGCUCAUUAUGAGAAUCAAAUGGAAGUAGGUGAAGGUUCAUCCUCCUCUCAAACAGAAUUAGAUGACGAUGGUGGGAAUGUGGAUUUAGUUGCCGAGUAUAUGAAGCAAUUGCAAAAAGAGAGAGGUGUAGUGAACAAAACUGAGUUGGAUAGGUAUUUGAAGGAGGAUGUUGAAAAAUCAAUGGAUCCCAAGUUUAAUGUGCUAGGAUGGUGGAAAGUAAACAGUCACAGGUUUCCAACUUUGUCUCGGAUGGCAAAGGAUGUCUUGGCUGUCCCUAUUUCUACAGUUUCAUCCGAAGCAGCUUUUAGCACUGGAGGUAGAGUGCUGAAUGAUUUUAGAAGCUCUUUGACUCCUAGGAUUGUUGAGGCUCUUAUUUGUACUCAGGAUUGGCUCCGAGCAGACUCUAGUCUGUGUCUAGUUGAAGAAGAUUCAGUGGAGAUUGUUAAUAUCGAUGAAGAGUUGAGCAUGGUGAUGAAGGCUAUUGGCAUCUCCGAUGUUCCACUUCCUCAUAUCAAUACUCCUCGUAUGAGUCCUAAUGUAGAGGCAAGCACAAACACAAAAGGUAGCAUAUGA
Messenger RNA from Linum trigynum, 774 nucleotides. NCBI's taxonomy places the organism in Eukaryota, Viridiplantae, Streptophyta, Magnoliopsida, Malpighiales, Linaceae. The record is from the annotation of a GenBank genome assembly.